CCAGAUUGUUCUCCCUCGAGGAAGAUAAUUUUAUAUCUAUGCAACGCUGCCUCAAUCCGGUAGAUGGCACUGUAACGCCGCUGAUCCGAGAUCCUUUCGUCCUAUGACCUUGCUUUGGUUUACAGUUGUUUAUGUAGCGAGCGUGAUCAUAUCCACGCAGGCAGUUCGCAUCGAUACACACAAGUGACACAGACCGACAAGAGGACCAGUUUAACCCCAGUAUACGCCAAUCUGCAUUGACCUCAAGCUUAAAGUUAAAGGACACACAAAGCAAAGAGGAACAGAGGGAUUGUUAUUGGCAUUGCUCUGAAAUACUCAUGUUCCAUGGGCAGCAGCAUUAGUGGAUUGUUCAGUGCCCUGUCUAAGACCAUCAGCAGCCCAGCACUCCCCCAGCCGUGUGAUUCUGGAUACAGUCCCAAUAGCGACCUGGAUCUGGUUCAGGACCCGGUGGACCCUUUGGAGCUGUUGCAGGAAUGUAGAGAGGUUCUGAGAAACAGGCCAGCCCGACUGAACAGAACUUUCGUUCAGACCGGGCAUGGAGACCCCAGGCAGAUGACGAUCAGGGUUAUGCAGUGGAACGUACUAGCACAAGCCCUUGGUGAAGGCAUGGACAGUUUUGUCAAGUGCCCUUUGGAUGCUUUGAACUGGCCUGAAAGGAAGUAUUUGAUCCUUGAAGAGAUCCUGACCUACAGACCUGACAUCGUUUGUCUGCAGGAAGUCGAUCACUACUUUGACAUGUUUCAGCCCAUUCUUUCCAGUUUAGGCUACCAGUGCAGUUUCUGCCCCAAACCGUGGUCCCCAUGUCUGGAUGUGAAAAACAACAACGGCCCUGACGGCUGUGCCUUGUUUUUUAAUCACAAACGCUUCCAGUUGAUAAACACGACAAACUUACGACUGUCUGCCAUGAUGCUAAAAACCAAUCAGGUAGCGAUCAUUGCUACUUUGCGUUGCCAGGCAACAGGACGGGCAUUCUGCGUUGCUGUAACGCAUCUGAAGGCAAGGAGCGGUUGGGAGGUCGUACGUAGCGCGCAGGGUUCGGAUCUGCUGCGGAACCUGAGGAACGUCGCGCAGAAAGUAGAGACGGACGCAAGUGCCGAUUCCGACAUUCCUCUGAUAGUAUGUGGUGAUUUUAACGCAGAGCCAACGGAGGAUGUCUACAGGAAUUUCGCAACAUCGAGUCUUGGACUGGACAGUGCGUACAAGCGUCUGAGCACGGAUGGAAAAACAGAGCCACCUUACACAACGUGGAAGAUCCGGACCAGUGGGGAAAGCUGUGACACGCUGGAUUACGUGUGGUAUUCCCACAGAGCAUUUCAUGUUAAUGCGCUUCUGGACUUUCCUACAGCAGAACAAAUCGGACCAAACAGGCUGCCUUCUUAUAACUACCCAUCAGAUCACCUUUCUCUUGUCUGUGACCUCAGCUUUAAGGAUGUGACACCUGUUUCAUAACACGUAGACUCACUAAAUGUUGUGCAAGACAUUUACCAAGUUGCCGUUUGGCAUAACAUGUUGUUUCCUGAAUAAGUGCAGUCAUUGCAUCCUUAAAGAGACAGUACACAUGUUGUUUUCAACCCAUUCUGUAGAUUAUUCAAAUUGUUUACUUUGUUACAUAAAAUGGAAAAUAAUGAUAACAGUAUUUUUAUUUGGUGAAAUAUUUCUGUUGCUAUUGUGUGUUCCUGACUUUAAAAAAAGUCAAAGAAUUCAUCUUGCAAAUAUUUUUGGUUUAUGUUGGUAAAGCUUGUAUACAAUAUAUCAAGCAAAUGUAUUGUAUUUCGGUUGCAAGGUGUUGAAAAUAAAGUCAAGGACAGUGUCAAAAUAACAAAAACAGUUUGUCUUUCAUGGACUUGUCAGAAAUGUAUAAAUCAUUGCCUUCACGCUCAUAUGUAACAUGCUCAGAAUAGCUUCACAAGAGUCUGUUGGUCAGCUACAAGACGACCACUUAGAAAUGGCAUAUCAAAAGUUGGGUACCUGUCACCUGAGCUUUAAAUCAUAUAUAAACUUAAUAUUUGGGAGAAUUGUAAAGGACAUUUUGUUUAAGUAACCACACUGCUACUCUGUGGCAGAACGUAUUACUGCAGGUGCAUUAUAAGAUACUCAAAUACACGUUUAUUUCUUUAGUAAAGUGGUUCUUAAACUUUUUAGGUACAGUCAGUGCAUCCCUUCAUGGCCCAAAAUGUAAAUUAAACAAAAAAUAUUAAAUUAUACAGUGUAGUGCUGUUGGUUAGCAGCCUUAUUUUACUGAGGUUUAAUUACACAGACUUCAUAAUAAAUUAAUUUAUAAAAAAAUUAAACUGGGGCCCUCUGGCACCAUCUUAUGGCCCCCAGUUUUAGAAUCACUGCUUUACUGCCAU
Molecule: messenger RNA, 2351 nt
Organism: Misgurnus anguillicaudatus (oriental weatherfish)
Lineage: Eukaryota; Metazoa; Chordata; Actinopteri; Cypriniformes; Cobitidae
Gene: noctb
Product: nocturnin b
Biological process (GO): circadian rhythm
Molecular function (GO): poly(A)-specific ribonuclease activity
Source: RefSeq, a predicted model, not a curated record